Molecule: messenger RNA, 3519 nt
Organism: Nomia melanderi (Alkali bee)
Lineage: Eukaryota; Metazoa; Arthropoda; Insecta; Hymenoptera; Halictidae
Product: L-dopachrome tautomerase yellow-g2
Cellular component (GO): extracellular region
Source: RefSeq, a predicted model, not a curated record
GUGUACAUCGCCGGUCGUGUGUAAAUACGCGGCGAACCGAGUGGGGGGACGACGCCUCUCUAAGCGACGCUCCGCGUCUUCGUCAGUCAAAUUGCGAUCGUCUCCGCGCGACGGGUCGCCUGUUCAGCAUCGCGCCACGAGCCGCCGGCACGCCAGUUACCCGCCGCGGUGAUAAUAGCAGACGUUCGUGACAGUGUUGAACACCGCCGACGAGGUGGCCGGCCAGCGUUGCAUUUGGCACGCACGAAUAUUCCGUGGAACACCAGUUACGCCGGUUCGUCGACGAGAAUAGACCCUCUCUGCGAGGAGAGACCGUCUUCCGGAUCCCCGGCGACGCUUGCCGGGUUCGCUGUUCCGGAUAUCAGCUUUCAACCGGAUCCUAGCUGAACAUCCCGCUCCUUCCGGCCGCCUAAAACGAAACGUGAGUCAAAUCCUAGGGAAAAAGAACGCGGGGCAAGGGAGGAUCGUAACGGAAGCAAAUUAAACCGACGGAACGACGACCCUCUAAAGUGACCAGCAAGAUGAAGAGCUUGACUUUCUUGCUGCUGUUCCUGGUCGCCGUGACCGUGUGUCACGAGCCGUUCCAAGUGAUCUUCCAGUGGAACACCGUGGACGUCGCCUGGCCAAGCGAGGAGGAGAGAGAUUACGCUGUCAGCCACAAUGACUAUGUGCCCGCCAAUAACUUCAUCGCUGGUAUUAAGUUCUGGAAGGGUAAGAUGUACUUAUCGCUGCCACGCUGGAGGGACGGGGUGCCGGUCACUCUCGCGGUCACGUCCGCGACCCCCAUCAACAGGAUCACGGCGCCGGUUUUGGAUGCCUACCCCAGCUGGGAGAUGCAGAAGAUCGGUGACUGCAGUGCUUUCCAGUUCGUCCAGAGCAUGGAGAUCGAUCCUAUCGGUCGCAUGUGGGUGAUCGACUCGGGAACGAUGUCUCCUUUAUCGGUAGAGACGAAGGCCACCUGUCCGGCUCGGCUGGUGAUUCUGGAUCUAGAAAACAAAGGCGAGAUCCUGAAGUCGUACGAGUUCCCUCCGAACGUCGCUCGUCCGGGCAUGGCUUACUUGAACGACAUCGUCGUGGACCACGAGGACGGCGGCAUGGCGUACAUAUCGGACAGCGACCGGGAGGAUCCGGGUAUAAUCGUGUACUCGCUGCAGAACAACACCUCCUGGAAGAUCAGGCACGACUCGAUGAAGGCUAAGCAAGAAGCGGUUAAGUUCAUGAUCUCGAAGGUGUUGAUCAAUAUGCCGAUACCAGUGGACGGGAUCGCGUUGUCGCCGGCCAGCGUCAGCAACAGGCAGAUAUACUACUCGCCCUUGUCCUCCUUCCAUUUGUACUCGAUGCCAACGUUCGCGCUGAAGAGCAACGCGAGCAACUUGGACGACUACGUGCAGGAGCUCGGCAGGAAGAACUCGCAGUCAGACGGUAUGAUCAUGUCCUCCACCGGGGUGCUGUACUUCGGGCUGCUUGCGGACGACGCGGUAGCCAUGUGGGACACCAAGCAAUCCAGCUCGUUCAACACCGGGCAGCGAGUGAUCUCCAGGGACCACGAGAGGAUGCAGUGGCCGGACACGUUCGCGUUCGACGAGGAGGGCAACUUCUACUGCGUGACCAACGCGAUGCAGAACAUCCUGAACAAUCGGGUGAACGUCAGCGUGCCGAACUACAGGGUCGUCCGAUCGAAAACCAGGCUGAAGAGCUACCAAUAUCUCGAGGACGGCAGCGCGCCGCAGCAACCGGAGAUACCCGCUUCGUCCGCUAACAGGAUUACCCUCUGGUUGGCUACGGGAUUAGCCGUUCUGCUAGCCGUGGUGGUUCAGUAACGCGCCCCGCUAUACCCGCCGGUUGCCGUUUCUCUUCCUUUCCUUUCUGUUUCUAGACGGUAGACUGAAUUUCGACGCACGCCACGGGUAUUACCAAAGACGUUCGACCUUUAUCUUCCCAGACGGAUCACGCCGGUUACCCAUCCAGUGCUGUCCCGGUGACUCGGAACGUCCAGUGCGCCCCUCGUUUCACGGGUGCACGGAUUCACUGACGCGCGUGAAGUUACGGUCGUAAGCGCUGCUCGGCUUCCCGUGUAGCGCGAGUCGUUCUCGAACUGUACAGGUGAACACGUUCAAGCUCCGGUAAGAUCUCCAUCGGUUCGUUCGGCGACUCGCGUCGGUCGAUCCGCAUUCUUCUUGAGGGACACCCUGUACAACUCUAAACAUCUGUGUCUGUAAUCUCGAUGUAGAAUGAGCAUUCCGUUCGCUUGCCCGUCGCUCGCGCGAGCAGGGAUGCGUUUAAUUUAAUAUUUAUAGGGGCACCAGGUGUGUCACGUUUGUACCCGCGCACGCUGCGACGGGCAUGCGUGCAUGAUUGGAAGCUCUAGUCUAGCGUGCGUCUUGGACGAUGGAACUACGACGAGGCCGCUCGUUACCGUAAUCUUUGAAACUGAUUGAUCGUCUCUGGCGCAGUCGUAGAAAAUUUCUGUCAGCCGAGUGGAAUUGGACUGGAGGCAUUCGAGUCAGUCCACCGGUACCGUUGGUUCCUGUAAACAACGGUUCUGAUGGAGCGACAGAACUGCCCAGGAUUCCUCGAGGACAAGGGCUAAUUAGGAAACGCGUUUACCAAUGUCAUUCUGAUUGCCAUCUAAGAUUCUCGGGCGAAAUUGAUCUCGAAAUUGAUCGGUGCAAUUACCGUUGAUGGUCUUUACCGCAUGGAACAGUAGCGUACACGUUUUCCUUCCAGCCACGACGCUGUCCUCGAGACGAAGCUUCUUCUUAAUCCGUUUAGAGUCCUGUUCGAAUUGUUUCAGCACCUCUUCAGCGAGUACCAAAGAUUCCAAUCGAUUGGCUCCGCGAAGAAUCGAAGAACACGGGUCCUGCAAAGAAACGCCCGUGUUUCUGUAAUUUUCUGUAACGAUAUUUCAUAGAGAGUAUAAUAAAAAGAAACGAAUCUGUCGAACCUUUCAAAAUCGAAUUCACCGAUCAACGGCUGCGGCCAUUGUUCAUCGUGGUUAACGCUAAAACUAUCGGACAAGUCAAAUUCACCCGUUUUAGAAUUUCCAGCUUGCGAGUAUUUAAACGUUCGCUACCAGCGUUUAUUUCGGUGAGGACCUCAAUUGUAAUAUUUUAUUCGAUCCAAUGAGUCUUCUAAACAGAAUAUCGAAAAAAUGAAACUGGAACAUGUUGAGUUCCGAAAUAUAAUGCCGUAGCUUGUAACUUGAAAUAACAGUAUCUAUAAGAUUAGUUUCAUUUGCUUUAUGUAAAAUAUAAGAUUGCGCCUGUCACAGGUAUGUGACGCUAGUAACGAACGUGUUAAAUUGUGACAAGACUUUGCGAAAGAUUGUAAAAUAAAUUUGUGUAUCUAUACAAAUACAGCAAUAAGGGAUCCAUUAAAUCUCGAGAAGCAUAUUGUCCUGAUUUCUAUAAAAACAUAGAACCGAGUCACUCGAGUCGCUCGGUAGUUUCAGUGUUAAUCAAUUCAAGGUAAACACUUUCACGUAAUAUGUAUAAAUAAUAAAUCUACCAGUAUUCCAUC